Messenger RNA from Aspergillus ochraceoroseus IBT 24754, 1186 nucleotides. RefSeq lists its product as uncharacterized. The transcript has a single exon. Bases 448 to 843 code for a protein of 131 amino acids. NCBI's taxonomy places the organism in Eukaryota, Fungi, Ascomycota, Eurotiomycetes, Eurotiales, Aspergillaceae. The record is from RefSeq and is a predicted model, not a curated record.
CAAGAAUAUAAUAUCUUUAUUCUUUAGAAGUAUAUGGCUAGCUUUUUUUUUCUUUCUCUUUUUCUUUCUAGAAUUGCGAAAACUACCUAAUAAUUUAUUUGUCCUAAGACAGCACAGCAUAAACUACUAUCUAUAUUGACUGAAAAUAGAAUCAGAACAGCGGCUUCUUGAGUACCUAGAUCAAACCUCCUGUUAUAUAGGGGGGAACGCACUUAUGCUAUUCUUAUCAUCCAGGUGAGUCCCAGGGUAUGAUUCGUGGUAGCGGACCUAGGGAUUGUUUUACCAAUUAUUAGGGUAUAUCAUCCCUCCUCAUGGCAAAGUGCGAGUUGGUAUAUAAAGUCAUGUCGAAACCCGCCAGAAAAAAAAAAAAAACUAAUUACCUCGUCUUUUCCAAAUCUAUACGUUUGCAACUGCAAUCCAUUCCCACAAAAGAAAACACAACACAUAAUGGAAUCCGCAAAGCCUCGAACGGCUCCCAUUGUCUACCAUGCAGACACGAUCUCCAAAAUGUCUCCUGAAUCUUUCCCAAACCCUAACCACGGGCAAUGUACAUGGCAUACGCUCUUCUCUCAGCCUCAAACACCCAGGAGCGAUAUGUGCGCUGGAAUUGCGCAUUGCCCUCCAUAUUUGGGUCAUCUCUGCCGACACCGCCAUAAACAAGCUGAGAUCUAUUAUAUCACUAAAGGAAGAGGACGGGUUUUUGUCGAUGGAGAGACACAUUCUGUAUUGCCGGGCUCGGUGAUAUUCAUUCCUGGGGAUGCAGAGCAUGGCAUUGCGAACGAGAGCGCAGAACCAUUGGAGUGGUUUUACGUGUUCCCCGCGGCCUCCUUCGAAGAUAUCUAAUAUAGAUUCAGCGAGAACGACAAGAUUAAGUCCAGCCGUCACCAGGUUGCGCCCAUGUGCUCGUCUCAUUUUUCAAGAAGCACCGAUGUGUGUGGUUGGCCGAUUCAGGUGCCGACUUGUCCCAACUUACGCCUUUACAUGGGGAAUUGGUGAAGAAGGCGUUGUACUCCACGCACUUUGCCAGACAAGCUGUCAUAGAAUCCGUCGUCAGGUCUUGGAAAUUGUCGGCGGUAAUCGUAGUACUGGAACAGCUAGAGGGAGAGCACAAAUCAAUAUCGCAAAUGAUGGUAAAGGAUCUGCUAUUGGUUUCGACGGUUGUGUCAUUUGCGCAACCUGUUGCAGU